Molecule: messenger RNA, 1026 nt
Organism: Tetrahymena thermophila SB210
Lineage: Eukaryota; Ciliophora; Oligohymenophorea; Hymenostomatida; Tetrahymenidae
Exons: 1
Source: RefSeq, a predicted model, not a curated record
AUGAAUAAGAAAUUGUUUAUUCUUUUAAUUUCAGCCCUUCUCUUAGCAACAACUUUUGCUCAAUAGGAAGAGAAAUCUGAUAAAGCUUUCAAAAAUCUUGAAUCUGCCUAAAAAACUAUCAAUGACUUGAAAUUAGCUGCUACAAAUGCUAAGAAUUUAUAGUAAGCUAAUGAAGUUGCUAAAAAAACUUCAGAUGCUAAAUUUUAAGCUUUAGAAUUUGUAGCUGCUGUUAAAAAGGCUGAUGAAGACUAUAAGAAGUUUUUUUAAACUUAAAAAAACGGUCUUAUAUAUUACUAGUAAUAAAUUUCAGAAUUUUAAGUAGCUUUAACAAUGCCAGAUAAUAAAGAUGAUAGAUAAACAUUAAUGGAUAAAAUUGAAAAUGCUUAGAAGGCUCUCGAUAGUCUUAACCUCACAAUUCCAACCUAUUAUGAAAUUUCUUAAAAACUUACCAAUGCCUCUUUAAAAGCCUAGAGUAUUUCUGAAGAUAUUGUAAAAGCUAGUGAUGAAAUUUAGAUGAUUGCAUAAUCAAAAAUAGCAUAGUAUACUGCCGAAGAAGAAGCAAAGAAGGCUCAAGAAGAAGCUAAUAAGGCUCAAGAAGAAGAAGCUAAGAAGACUCAAGAAGAAGAAGCUAAGAAGGCUCAAGAAGAAGCUAAGAAGGCUCAAGAAGAAGCUAAGAAGGCUCAAGAAGAAGAAGCUAAGAAGACUCAAGAAGAAGAAGCUAAGAAGGCUCAAGAAGAAGCUAAGAAGACUCAAGAAGAAGAAGCUAAGAAGGCUCAAGAAGAUAAGAAGGCAGAAGAAGCUAAGAAGGCUCAAGAAGAAGCUAAGAAGGCUCAAGAAGAUAAGAAGGCAGAAGAAGCUAAGAAGGCUCAAGAAGAAACUAACAAGGCUCAAGAAGAAGCUAAGAAGGCUGAAGAAGCUAAGAAGACUGAAAAUAAGGUUACAGAAUCUAAAGUUAACACUAAUCCUUCUUCUGGUAAGGUUAUCUAAUUCGUUUUAGCUUUUACUGCUAUUUUACUGGGUUUCUGA